AAGAGAAUUAAUUUAUGCGGAAGUUGUCCAACUGGCUGAGCAAAUUUGCCCGGAAAAUUCAGAAAAUGAUGAACUUUUUGAUGAAAUUUCACAAUUAAAUAAAACUCUGAAUGGCAUUAAUAAUGAAGGUUUUUAUCUCAAGACAACAGAGCAAAAAUGGAAAAUGAUUUUUGAUGUUCCUGGAGCUACAAUAAAAUACAAAAACUUGUACCGGAUAAUCGGUGUCGCUAUUUCGAUUCCAGUUUCAAAUGCAUUUAUAGAACGCAUCUUCUCAAUGGCAAGCAUUCAAUGGACUAAAGAAAGAAAUUCGCUUGAGGUUAAACUGUCAGGGCUUUACUUCUUGUGUCGGCGAAUUUUGACAUGUCAUGCAUUGAAAUGCACAAAAUGCUCAGCGGAAACAAGAAAUUAUUAG
This is a messenger RNA of Meloidogyne enterolobii, 412 nucleotides long. The record is from the annotation of a GenBank genome assembly. NCBI's taxonomy places the organism in Eukaryota, Metazoa, Nematoda, Chromadorea, Rhabditida, Meloidogynidae.